GGGAGGCGUGGCUCCAUAGUCGAGUUCCUCAUAAAAAGGCGCACUCAAUAUUUUUCUCCCCCACUCUCACCUGGAGUCGCAGGACAGAUUCAGGCUUCUCACAAACGAGGACUCACUCAACUCAGGCAAAAUGGUGAAAGUCGGUAUCAACGGAUUUGGCCGCAUCGGUCGUCUGGUGACCCGUGCCGCUUUCCACUCCAAGAAGGUGGAAAUUGUGGCCAUCAAUGACCCCUUCAUCGACCUGGAAUACAUGGUCUACAUGUUCAAGUAUGACUCUACCCACGGCCGCUUCCACGGUGAGGUCAAGGUUGAGGGUGACAAGCUGGUCAUCGAUGGACACAAGGUCACAGUGUUCCACGAGAGGGACCCGGCCAACAUCAAAUGGGGCGAUGCUGGUGCCCAGUACGUGGUUGAAUCCACUGGUGUUUUUACCACCAUUGAGAAGGCCUCUAGUCACUUGAAGGGUGGUGCCAAGAGAGUCAUCAUCUCUGCCCCCAGCGCUGACGCACCCAUGUUCGUCAUGGGGGUCAACCACGAGAAGUACGACAACUCUCUCAAGGUUGUCAGCAACGCUUCCUGCACAACUAACUGCCUGGCCCCCCUGGCCAAGGUCAUCAAUGACAACUUUGGCAUCAUUGAGGGCUUGAUGAGCACAGUUCACGCCAUCACCGCCACCCAAAAGACGGUGGACGGCCCCUCGGGCAAGCUGUGGAGGGACGGCCGCGGCGCCAGCCAGAACAUCAUCCCCGCUUCCACCGGCGCCGCCAAAGCUGUCGGCAAGGUCAUCCCCGAGCUUAACGGCAAGCUGACCGGCAUGGCCUUCCGUGUGCCCACCCCCAACGUGUCCGUGGUGGACCUUACCGUCCGUCUGGAGAAACCCGCCAAGUAUGACGACAUCAAGAAGGUGGUGAAGGCUGCCGCUGAUGGACCAAUGAAGGGCAUUCUGGGAUACACGGACCACCAGGUGGUGUCCACAGACUUCAACGGUGACACCCACUCCUCCAUUUUUGAUGCUGGCGCUGGCAUUGCCCUCAAUGACCACUUUGUCAAGCUGGUCUCGUGGUACGACAACGAGUUCGGCUACAGCAACCGCGUGUGCGACCUGAUGGCCCACAUGGCUUCCAAGGAGUGAACCCAGUUACUUUUCCACAUUCUCCACAUCAGUGUUCCGCAUGCACAAUGACAAAGUUUCACUGUACACAUGGAACUCUGUCAUGUUUUGUUUACUAGACGAACCCCGCUGCCUGGGAAGAGACCCCCCCACUCCCCCACCCUUCUACAGAUCACAAUAGGAAUUAUUUGUAAAAAUUUCCUUCUCUGAAAUGUCCUGUUCUGCGCUUGUGAGGCGUUGAAGGUGUUGAGUGUCUGUGGAACUGGAGUCGGCGGAGAAAUAAAAGUCCUCUUUGUGAGA
This is a messenger RNA of Syngnathoides biaculeatus (alligator pipefish), 1411 nucleotides long. It is a transcript of the gene gapdh, whose product is annotated as glyceraldehyde-3-phosphate dehydrogenase. Gene Ontology annotation, biological process: glucose metabolic process. Gene Ontology annotation, molecular function: NAD binding; oxidoreductase activity, acting on the aldehyde or oxo group of donors, NAD or NADP as acceptor; NADP binding. The record is from RefSeq and is a predicted model, not a curated record. The transcript has 12 exons. The coding region runs from base 131 to 1132 and encodes 333 amino acids. NCBI's taxonomy places the organism in Eukaryota, Metazoa, Chordata, Actinopteri, Syngnathiformes, Syngnathidae.